CGCUUCAGUAGCGAGAGGGGCUGAGAAAGUGGUGACACCGCCGGGGUGCGGAGGGAGUCCCUGAAACUUCUCCCAACAGCCCCAGGGCCAAUCUCCCCUCAGCCCACUCCCCUCGUCGCCAGCUCCCAGGUCCCCACUCCCUGCACCGGGGGUGGGGUAGGGAGCCAGGCCCGUCUCCCGCUGGGACACACACAGGGGCCGGGAGUGGGGACGGGACCCCCGAGGCGGGGGGGACGCACCGACAGACAGACGGCCGGGCGCCCGCCCCUGCGGGCAGGCAGGCAGGAGGAGGCGGAGGCGGGGGUACGAAGGGGAGGACUGGGUCUGGGGAGUUUCCUCUCAACUAUCGGGGGAGAAACUCCCCGCAGCCGGAGGAAAGACCCAGACGGUGUUUUCCUCCCGGGGGCCGCGCUCCCCCGCCCCGCGUAGCGGCGGUCGCCGCCGCCGCCACCGGCGCCUCCACCUCUAUCAUCUCUUUCUCCACCACCUCGGGCCCCGGUGUCCCCGGCCAGCACUAUGCCCAUCUUACUGUUCCUGAUAGACACGUCUGCCUCUAUGAACCAGCGCAGCCAUCUGGGCACCACCUACCUGGACACGGCCAAAGGCGCGGUAGAGACCUUCAUGAAGCUCCGUGCCCGGGACCCUGCCAGCAGAGGAGACAGGUAUAUGCUGGUCACUUUCGAAGAGCCGCCCUAUGCUAUCAAGGCCGGAUGGAAAGAAAACCAUGCAACGUUUAUGAAUGAACUGAAAAACCUUCAGGCUGAAGGACUUACGACUCUUGGCCAAUCCCUAAGGACAGCUUUUGAUUUAUUAAAUUUAAAUAGAUUAGUAACUGGCAUAGACAACUAUGGGCAGGGAAGAAACCCUUUUUUUUUGGAGCCAGCAAUAAUUAUUACAAUUACUGAUGGGAGCAAGUUGACUACUACCAGUGGAGUCCAGGAUGAGCUCCAUUUACCUCUUAAUUCUCCUUUGCCUGGAAGUGAAUUGACCAAGGAACCUUUUCGUUGGGAUCAGAGACUCUUUGCAUUAGUGUUGCGGUUGCCUGGCACGAUGUCAGUAGAAUCAGAACAGUUGACAGGUGUCCCUUUAGAUGACUCUGCAAUCACACCAAUGUGUGAAGUGACAGGCGGCCGCUCAUACUCUGUAUGUUCUCCAAGGAUGCUUAAUCAGUGUCUGGAGUCCUUGGUGCAGAAAGUACAAAGUGGGGUAGUAAUAAACUUUGAAAAAGCAGGACCAGAUCCUUCCCCUGUAGAAGAUGGGCAACCAGAUAUAUCAAGGCCUUUUGGAUCCCAGCCUUGGCAUAGUUGUCACAAACUCAUAUAUGUCAGACCAAAUCCUAAAACUGGGGUUCCUAUAGGUCAUUGGCCUGUUCCAGAAUCUUUUUGGCCAGAUCAGAAUUCUCCAACACUACCACCUCGUACAUCUCAUCCUGUAGUGAAGUUUUCCUGUACAGACUGUGAACCAAUGGUUAUUGACAAAUUGCCUUUUGACAAAUAUGAAUUGGAACCUUCACCGCUGACUCAGUUUAUCCUGGAAAGAAAAUCUCCUCAAACGUGUUGGCAGGUAUAUGUGAGCAAUAGCGCAAAAUACAGUGAACUUGGCCAUCCCUUUGGUUACUUGAAAGCCAGUACAGCACUGAACUGUGUCAACUUAUUUGUGAUGCCUUAUAAUUACCCAGUCCUCCUUCCCCUUUUAGAUGACUUGUUUAAAGUACAUAAAGCAAAACCGACAUUGAAAUGGAGACAGUCAUUUGAAAGUUAUUUGAAGACAAUGCCUCCCUACUAUCUUGGGCCUUUGAAGAAAGCUGUUAGAAUGAUGGGAGCACCUAACCUAAUAGCAGACAGUAUGGAAUAUGGACUUAGUUACAGUGUCAUUUCAUACCUCAAAAAACUGAGUCAGCAGGCCAAAAUAGAAUCUGAUCGAGUCAUCGGUUCUGUAGGCAAAAAAGUAGUACAGGAAACUGGAAUUAAAGUCCGAAGCCGAUCACAUGGUUUAUCAAUGGCUUAUAGGAAAGAUUUUCAACAGCUGCUCCAGGGAAUUUCAGAGGAUGUUCCUCACAGACUGCUAGACCUUAAUAUGAAAGAAUACACUGGGUUCCAAGUUGCUUUGCUUAAUAAGGAUUUGAAGCCACAGACAUUUAGGAAUGCAUAUGACAUACCAAGACGGAAUCUUCUGGAUCACUUAACAAGAAUGAGAUCUAAUCUUUUGAAGAGCACCCGUAGAUUUCUUAAAGGACAGGAUGAAGAUCAAGUGCACAGUGUUCCUAUAGCACAAAUGGGGAAUUACCAGGAAUACCUCAAGCAAGUACCUUCUCCACUAAGAGAACUUGAUCCUGAUCAGCCUCGAAGGUUGCAUACAUUUGGCAACCCCUUUAAGCUGGAUAAAAAGGGAAUGAUGAUAGAUGAGGCAGAUGAAUUUGUGGCUGGACCUCAAAAUAAACAUAAACGACCUGGAGAACCAAAUAUGCAAGGCAUCCCUAAAAGACGCCGCUGUAUGUCUCCACUACUAAGAGGCAGACAGCAGAAUCCCGUUGUGAACAAUCAUAUUGGAGGAAAAGGGCCACCUGUACCUAUGACUCAAGCACAGCCAGAUCUUAUUAAACCCCUUCCUCUUCAUAAAGUUUCAGAAGCCACUAAUGAUUCGACAAUAGAUGAUGUAGUUGAAAAUCAUGUUGCAGACCAACUUUCUUCAGAUAUCACACCAAAUGCAAUGGAUACUGAAUUUUCAACGUCUUCUCCAGCCAAUUUAUUGGAACGACCAGCCAAUCACACAGAGGGUCUUGGUCAUGACCAUUUAGGAACUAAUGACCUCACUGUUGGUGGAUUUUUAGAAAAUCAUGAGGAGCCAAGAGAUAAAGAACAGUGUCCUGAAGAGAAUAUACCAGCAUCCUCACUCAACAAAGGAAAGAAACUGAUGCAUUGCAGAAGCCAUGAAGAGGUCAACACUGAACUAAAAGCACAAAUAAUGAAAGAGAUCCGAAAGCCAGGAAGAAAAUAUGAAAGAAUCUUCACUUUACUGAAGCAUGUGCAAGGCAGUUUACAAACAAGACUAAUAUUUUUACAAAAUGUCAUUAAAGAAGCAUCAAGGUUUAAAAAACGAAUGCUAAUAGAACAACUGGAGAACUUCUUGGAUGAAAUUCAUCGAAGAGCCAAUCAGAUCAACCAUAUUAACAGCAAUUAAAAGAAAACAGAAUGUGGCCACUUAUUUCACUACCUUCUCCAAAUACAAAGUAAAUACAAGACUGUUGUGAUCUUGCAUUCAUUUUUUGACAUGCAUUGUUGGCUUUUUGAAAUACUAAGAGCAAGUCUACAGAUCCUUUUUCCAUCAUUUUACAGUGACCUUUUCUUCAUUUUGGUUUAUUUUUGUAAUGUGAAAAGUAUCACUCUAAAAAACAUUUUUAUUUAACAAACUAAAAAUACUCCUCCAAAUCUCUUGCUUGUCAUUGACUCUUGCGUGUCAAUUUCCCUCAGGUUCUAUUUUCUUAAACCAACCUUUAAAACUGUCACCUCUGUUAAGGUUGAACUUUGCCAAAAAAAUAAAAAAGAAGUUACUUUGUAAUUUUUGGGGAAAAAGCACAUACAUUAAAACUAGGCAAUGUUUUGUAUAUACAGUUAUUUUGGAUAUAUUAUUGUAAGUUGUACAAAUGUAUUUUGAAGAAUAUUUAAGAAAAGCACUUUUGUUAUUCCAUCAAUAAAUGCUCUAUUUUA
Messenger RNA from Phacochoerus africanus (Common warthog), 3707 nucleotides. It is a transcript of the gene INTS6, whose product is annotated as integrator complex subunit 6. The record is from RefSeq and is a predicted model, not a curated record. Lineage: Eukaryota; Metazoa; Chordata; Mammalia; Artiodactyla; Suidae. Gene Ontology annotation, cellular component: integrator complex. Gene Ontology annotation, biological process: snRNA 3'-end processing. The coding region runs from base 517 to 3180 and encodes 887 amino acids. The transcript has 18 exons.